This is a messenger RNA of Prunus armeniaca (apricot), 1095 nucleotides long. Lineage: Eukaryota; Viridiplantae; Streptophyta; Magnoliopsida; Rosales; Rosaceae. The record is from the annotation of a GenBank genome assembly.
AUGGUGUGCCACUUUCGACUCUGCCACUCCGAAGGACGUGCAUGUCAAGUUGGCGAAGCCCUUGUUCAUCGAUGUGCCUCGCGUGGAUCUGAACAAUUCAAGCACCCUAGUUAUCACAUUUCGUCCCUUCUACUUCUCGCUGGGCUUCACAUUUCCAUUGUCGAAGUUCUUCAAGGAGGUAUUCUGCGCCAUGAACUGGAGAUGAUAAUGCAAGAAUUCUUCUACUUCUCCGAGGUGAGACACUACGAGAAGGAUGCUCAGGUUCGCAUGUUCAACGCCAAGUUGUUCGACAAUUUCAGUCAAGGGGACCAUGUGUGGCAUACUGACAUGCUGGAGGUUAGCGACAAGUGGAAAGGUGAGGUCGAAGAUGGUCCGCUUGUCUCGCUCACCUACUGCGAUGACCUAUAUGAUCUGCUUGCUAAGCAGAAGAAGUCCUCAAUCGAGCUCCUUGAUAAGAGGAAGGCUAACAGUAGAUCCAUCAGAGAUGAAGUUGCAACCUCACAAUCAUGGGAUGCGUCUCCACAGAGAAAGAAACCGAGACCUCCUUCUGCCACGAGCAAGUCUUCUUCAAGGGGGGUCUCAUCUGCCAAGAAGGUUCCCACGAGAAUUGCUCAUUUUUCAUCUGCUAGGAUCAAGCGCCUCGUCGGUGCAAACAACAAGAAGGUUAGUGGCAUGCAUGAGGUUCAGGAUAUUCUGCUCAAGUCUCCGAUCGAACAGCUCAAAACCUGUGAUUUGCCCUAUAAGGAGGUUGUUGAGAAACAUAGUUCAAGUCAUCUGUGCCGGUCCGGGGAUCAAAUUGAGAGGACUGUACCCUUGCUCAACAAUCACAACUCGUCUGCCAAGCCACGAAUAAUCAAGCGCGAAGUUGAUUCAAUAUUGCAAGCUGCAGUCAAGAGGGCUAGAGAGUCAUUUUCUCGAACGAAGAGUCCUCUAGUUACACAAACUGCUAGUCUGAGAGUUGGUGAUAGUUCUGUUGGGGAUAAGAGCAUGUCUGACCUACUCAAGACAAACUUCAUGUCAAGUUUGUCUGCUUGUACCAAGCUGGUUGACCAUGUACACCAGGCUAGCGAUCUUGGGAAUCGUGGAUCAGGUUAA